Python bivittatus (Burmese python) is the source of this 1068-nucleotide messenger RNA. Lineage: Eukaryota; Metazoa; Chordata; Lepidosauria; Squamata; Pythonidae. The record is from RefSeq and is a predicted model, not a curated record.
AUGGAUGAUUGCUUUGAUUGUGCUAGCAACAUUGCUGGUCUUAGCCAUUGCCAUUGGCUUGCUCGUGUAUUUUUUGAUAUAUGUCCAGCGAAUGGUGGUGUCCUGGCAGAUGUGGUGCUGAUAUUUAAGUUCAUUGCCACAGAUAAUAAAGAGAUACUUUGGACAAAUGUUUAUCAUAUUUUGCUGAAAAGGCUGAAGGUAUCAACAUGGCCCUUAAGUAUUGACCUUUCUUCUUACAAGCUCUCAGAGAUAAAUGCAGAAAAUGGUGCAAAUCUUCUCAACAGUUCAGGUUGUGGGACACGACUGGACAGAUCCGUGGAGAGAAUCUAUGGAGGAACCAUUGCAGGGGAAGGAGAAUGGCCCUGGCAAGUUAGUCUCCAGCUGAAUGGCAUUCACCGUUGUGGAGCAACGCUGAUCAGCAGCUCUUGGAUUGUGACUGCUGCUCAUUGUUUUAGAGGUGUCAAGGAUGUCAGAAGAUGGACAAGUAGUUUUGGGGCUCGUAUAAGACCUCCAACAAUGAGAAGGAAUCUUCGCCAGAUCAUCAUUCAUGAGCAUUAUGCUAAUAAUGUCAUGAACCAUGAAUUUGAUAUUGCUGUUGUGCAGAUUUCACCCCCAGUGGAAUUUACAACUGCUGUACAUCGUGUUUGUCUUCCAGAGGCUUCAUAUAUUUUUCCAGAAAAUAUCACUUGUGUUGUUACAGGAUAUGGUGCUCUGAGAGAUGACGGUCCCAGUGUUGGUGAACUUCGUCAAACAGAAGUGAAAAUUAUAGGCAAUGAAAUUUGCAACAGAAGGGAAGUGUACAAUGGAGCCAUUUCACCUGGAAUGCUCUGUGCUGGUUACCUGGAAGGAGGGAGCGAUGCUUGUCAGGGUGAUUCUGGUGGACCAUUGGUUACACCUGAUUCAAGAGGAAUAUGGUACCUUGUUGGCAUAGUAAGCUGGGGAGAUGAAUGUGCUAAGCCAAAUAAGCCUGGAGUCUAUACACGAGUUACUUACUAUCGAGACUGGAUUGCUUUCCAUACAGGAGUCUGAAAUAAAGAGAAGGAGUAACUUCAUAGUUAAUGUAUAAGA